UCGGUUGCACUGGUGGCGGUUGUUAUUCUUGUGGACGUUAAUGGAGGAGCGAUGAGGCUGAAGGAUGAAUUGCUGGCAGUGGAAUGCGUUGUGGUCAAUGAUAUAUAACCCAGUCGCCAGGGCACCAGAAUGAAAAGAUCGCUGUUUGCAACGUUGGUUUCAACAUUAGGUUUGUUUUACCAAGUCAUCUAAGAUGUCCAUAGACUUUGACAGUACGACUUUGCCAAUUCAACAUGCAGAGGAAGAGUAUGACAAAGAAGAUUAUGAACGAGAACAGGAGCUACACCAGCUAUUGAUGACCGGUCUUCCUGAUGAUAUGCUCGAAGACAGCAGAGACAUUUGUUCCCCAGAGCUGAAUUACUCUCGAUGCAGUGCUAAUAACAGAGGAGAGCAAACCUGGGGGCAGAAGGAAAAUUGGAAUGAUCGGGACGCAAACAGCAGUCUGACAGAUAAAGUUAGUUAUUCAGCUGAAAAACCAGUACCUAAUGGGCAGAAUAGAGGCUACAUUGAAAAUGACCAAUACCAGAGGGACUAUCUGUGCAAUGCUGAAUAUGAACAAAAAAUAGAUCAUGAACAGCAGGACAAGAGUGAACCAUAUCUCAAUGGGUGGAAUCAAAACCAUAGGAUUGAUGAAUGCCAGUUCACAUAUAAAAGCAAGGGCCACAAUUUCCCUUGUGUGAAGACCAAUGAUGAGCACUAUGUAAGUGGGAAAAGCUACGAAUCAAAUUAUUGCCAGCUGCCUGAUUCUUAUUCUUCGUCUGACUAUCACGACUAUGUAAAUGAACCAAUUGAAGAGUUACAUGACCAGUUGGAGAAGAUGCCAGAAUACCCUGGAAGUGAAAGGGACCAACCAGAACAUUUACAGCAUUUUAUUUCAAAUGACACUGCUGAGCUAUACAAAGUGAAAUAUAAUCCUUAUCCUACUGCUCAUGCACCUGGAGGGCUUUUUAAAACGGAUGAAGCCCAAGGCGCAGGCAACAGAUUUGAGGAACAGCAGAGCAAGUUCCUGGAUAGUGGAGAAGGUUCCACAGAAGCCCAUCGGUUUGCACAGUUACAAAUACUUUAUAACGCACGAGGAAGGAAGUUAGAAGAAAUGCAACACAAACAAGAGGACUGCGCCCGUGAAAUUAGAUAUUUAAAUCACCAACUUGCAAUGACCAAAGGAGAAAAAGAAGGUAUUGCUAUUAGUUGUCAGGAAUUACGGAAUCUACUUCAGAAUGCUAAAGAACUUGAAGUUCGACUGGAAGGCCAAAUUAAAGCAUUGGAAUCCAGAAUUCAAGAUCUCGGUGCAGGCGAAGAAGAGGCACUGAAGAAUCAGAAAGUUGCUGAGGCAGCCAUGGAAAGCAUGCAGCAGCAACUAUCAGAACUCAGUCGCUCAGAAUCUCUUACUCGUGCCAGAGAGCAACACGAGAAUAUUAUCAGCGCAUUUAAAGAUAAACAUGAGGAAACUCUCUUGGCAAUGCAGCAGACCCUUGAUGCAACUAGUAUUUCUUUGGAAGAGCAGAAAGAAAAUGCUAAACGACUUGGGGAACAAGUUAAACAGUUGCAACGAGAGCAGGAAGAAGCCAAAGUGGAGAAAGCAGAAAUAAUUAAUGGUCUGACAAAAAGUUUAGAGGCAAGCCAGCAACAGUGCAGGGAUUUACUGCAAACAGGUUCAAUGCAAGAAAUUACUCAACUUCGGAUCCAACUUCAGCAACUUCAGUCUGCCAGAAAUAUCAGUGACAACAUGAACAAAGCUUUGCAGGAAGAGUUGGCUGACUUGAAAGAACAGAUUGGUCUUUAUGAAUCUGCUGCUAAGGUCAACGCAAUCCUUAAAGAAGUACCAGAAGCAUUAGAAAGUCCGUUAUCAGAUUCGUACAUGGGUCUCUGCAUUAAGAAUGAUAACUUGAAAAUGCCCAAGUUGCAAAGUGCUAGUGCAAAGCGACAGGGAGAUUUGGAUAAGACGUUGUCUAAGGAUGGGGCAAUACGAGAAUUGAAAGGUGAACUGGAAAGAUCUCUUGGAAACAUCAGGACAAAACGCCACCAAGUGGCUCAACUUCAGAAUGAAAUGAAACAAAAUCAAAGACAAAUAGCGGAACUAAAGGAAUUGUUACAAAAUGCUGAACAGUUGGCUAGAAAUCAUGAGGUAAGAGCCAUUUCUUUAGAAAAACAGUUGGAAACCAACGGAUAUGCUUCUGACAAGACUCUUCAAGACAUAGUUGAGCAGUUACGGUGUGAGACUCGUUCUCUGCACAAAGAAAUAGAGGAUAAACAACAAGAGAUUGAAAAACUAAUUCAUAGCGAGAAUCAGUUCAAAGCAGCAAACCAAGACUUGUACAAUGAAAUGCGUCGGAUGAUUCAAGAUUUUGACCAGGAUAAGCAAGAGGCAAUUGACAGAUGUGAGCGAAUUCAUCAGCAACAUCAUGAGGAUUCCAAAUGUCGCCUUGAGCAGGAACUGAUGGAACAGCAUGAACUGGAGAAAGCUCAAAUUACUCAGUUUUAUGAACAGCAAAUCACACAAGCAAAUGCUCAGCUGGAGCAGCUGAAUCAAGAGAUGUCUGGAGUACAAGAGAGUUACAUUACUAUCUGUAAAGAAAAAGACUCACUGGAGUGCCGAUUAAGGGAGGAAAUGUCCCUCAAAUUAACAACAGAACAGGAAAUGAAAAGGACAUUUUCAGUACAAUUGCAAGAUAAUUUGACUGAACUUCAUGGAAAGCACAAGGUUGCAAUGGAAGCUGCAAAGCAACAGUGGAUGGCAGCAAAAGAAAUCAACAUCAAGUUGCAAGUUGAGAGCCAGUUAGGGCUAGCAAAAACACAGUGGCAAGAAGAACAACAAAAAAUUAAGGAACAAGCAAUACAAGAAAUUGAAACAGAAUGGCAGCUUCGUCUCCACAAGGCUGUAGAACAAAAGACUUAUUUAAAGAGAGAGACAGGAAGUCAAAAUAAGGAAUCUUUUGACAGGGAGAAGGAGGUUUAUACAUGUCAAGAAUUGGAAGCUCAAAUUGCAAGUCUAAAAAUGACAAUGGAGCUGCAAGCUAAGGAGGAAAAAAUAGUGGCAGUUGGUAAAGCAUUACAGCAACUUGAACUAGAACUGCAGAAAAAGCAUGAAGAUAAUAUAGCCAGACAGGUGGAAAUAGCCUUAACAAAAGCUCGUGAACGUUGGUUGGAAGAAUUGACUAACCUGCCUGAAUACAGAGCCAAUUUACAAAUUGAGGAAACAAAAUGGGGGAGAAAGCAUGAAGAAGAUGUAGAAAUGCAGAUAGCAACAGUGCUGAGAGAAAAUGAAGAAAAAUGGAAGAAAUAUGCUUUGAAAGAAAGUGAGAAAGCUGGAUCUAGUGUUAAAACUGUAGAAUUACAGGAAAAAAUCCACAUCCUGGAACGUAAUUUAGAACUUCAGAAAGAAGAAGCAUCGGCAGUUGCUAAAGCGGAAUUGGCAAAAGUUCAAACUCAGUGGAAUAAGGAAAAACAAGAAGAGAUCAACAGAAUUCAUGAAUUAAAUGAGAAUGAUUAUCGAGCCUUCUUAGAUGAGCAUAGACAUAAACUCAAUGAGGUUCUUAAAGCAGCUAAAGAGGACUUUACAAGGCAGAGAAAUGAGCUACUUGCACAAAAGGAUUCAGAAUUAAAUCUACGUAUCUUGGAGAAACAAAAAGAAUGGUUAGCUCACCAAAAGGAACAGAUUAGGCGUGAAAAACAGCAAUACGAGUCUGAGCUUAUUGCUGAAAUUGAGCAUUAUUUGAGGCAAAUCUCAAAACACAUCAAGAAAUCUGAGACUCCAUAUUUGAGAAUAGAGAAAUGUUGUGACCCCAUCAACCCCAUACAUGCGCAGGUUGAUAAGGUGAAAAACCAUCUCCAGGAAGUUUGUACAAAACUGGUUGAAGAGAUCCUAGAGAUUGUACCGAACGAGGAGAAUAAAUUGGAUCUGCAAAAUGCAUUAAGACAAACAGAAAAGCAACAUGAAGAAUAUAAAACUGAAAAGGAGGCACAGCUCAGGAAACUUGAGCUAUCUGAACUUCAGCUCAAACAAGAAUUAAAUCAUUUGCAGCAAACGUUGAAUAUCACGCAGCCAAAGGAACUCAAACGUGAUCAUACUUCUGGAACACAAAAUGUAAAUCUUGAAUGUCACCAAUAUGAGGAACAAUACCAACCACAAGUAUUGAGGAAAUUUCAACAAGAAUGUCAGCAACUGAAGAAAAAGCUGGAGAAAAUGAGUCAGCAGCUUCAGCUUGCUGUUCAUGAACACAAAAUCGAUUUUCUGCAUCUUAAAGAAGAACAUGAAAGAACAAUAAAGAUGAUGCAAAAUGAAAAGGAUGACCUUUUGAAAAAACUUAAAGAAAAAGAAAUAAUCGGCAAUAAAACUAAUUCUUGUUUACAAGAAAAUUGGAGUUCUGAAAAUUCAACCAAGUUGAUCUCUGCAAAAGGAUUAGAAGAAAUUCGUCAUCAAUAUUUGAGGGCUGUGGACAAAAUUAGAGAAGAUAUGCUGCGUUACAUCCAAGAGAGCAAAGUCCGAGCAGCUGAAAUGAUUCGUACAGAAGUAUUUAGAGAACGUCAACAAACUGCGCGAAAAAUGCGAAAGUACUAUUUGACCUGUCUUCAUCAACUCUUGACAGAUGGUGGAAAAAAUGAAGGUGCUGAAAAGAAGAUCAUGAAUGCUGCUGGCAAAUUGGCUGCGAUGGCCAAAGCUAUAGAAACGCCUCUUCAGAAUCGAAAGCGUGAUAAAGCUGAAAUCCACACUGCACAACUAACAAAGAAAAGUUCAGAAACUGCUCCAAAUAUUUCUGAGAACAAUGGAGGGGUGCCAGCAUCUGUGCACUUGCAGGCGAACCAAAAUGUGAAUUCCUCUUCCAGUGAGGGCCAAAUACAAAAAUUCAAAAAACAUACCACCGACAAUGCAACUCAUAAAGUAUCUACGCCACAGAUUCGGAAUAAAUCAUUGUUUGGUGCUGCCGUGGAGAAUAGUACUUCAGAUGAAGAAUUAUCAACAACUGCUAAACAUGUUCACUCUCAUAAACAUAAAGGAAAAUCUGGCAUAUUCCUGAAGGAUGCUACUUCCAUGGUAAAUGGCGCCAUGUCAAAAUCAAAAUAUCACAGAGCUACUAGUAUAGCCCAUUGUCAAAAUUCCUCCAAAUAUCUGUCCCAAAUGUCUCUCAGUAAAGCACAUGUAUUCAGCUCUAUUGACAGUCUUUCUGACAAAGCACAGUUACAAACGUCAUGCAGACAGAAUAGUAACCUACUCUCAAAAGAACUUGUGCAAUUACGAAUGGCAUGCAAUCAGGAUAAUAUCUCAUCUUUGAAAGGUUACUCAGAAAAUUUUAUAUGCUCCGAAACUUUCACCAAGCCAUCUUCUGACGUCUGUGAAACUCCUGAAAGAGAUGAUAGUGAUUGUGCCGUCAAUUAUGAUGCUUCCAACUCUCAUAAAAUGGACAGACUUAGUUUUAAGCAGACUAAAGGAAACACUUGUCAUUUAGAUGAUUAUAAGAUGCCUAUUAAAUGUAAAAUGACAAGUGGUAUUUCCAUGUCCCUUUCAGCUACAAACAUGCAACAUAAACCAGUUCCUAUUUCAAAUGGUAUUGAAGCGUCGCCCUCCAUUUCCUCUGCAGCCUCUGAUAUUAGUUCUCUUUCUGAAGAUGAAAAUGCUUGUUAUUUGAAGAAAAAAAUCCCAGCUCUUUCAAGGUUACAUACACAAUUUGCAGAAAAUGCCUGUGCAACAAAUAAUAGAGAGCAGUCAAACACAAGGACCGAGACGGGUAUAUUGUACCUAACUAAAGAUCUCAUUCAAAAGAAGCAUCCAUCUGCCAAUUCUCAAAAUAUAGGCAAUAUUCAACAAGACAGUGGAUUUGACAGUCCAUUCCUUAAUUUUCAUUAAUCAAAGGCUACUGUCUUAAAUAUGUCACUGAACCUUUUGUGCAGAUAUUGAGUAAUUGCAGUAUUCUUUGAGUCUCAAUUUUGCUUGUUAAAUUAUAAUUGACAUAAAGGAUACACAAGUAUUUGAUGUGCUGUAAUGUAUUUGCAUAUUUUUCUAAAAUCUAUUUUUGUACCGUAAGCUGAUUUAUAUAUUUAAUUUGUAUAUUUGGGUGCUUUUUAUGGGGAGAAAUGUUUCUUUUGUGAUACUUUACUAAUAAAGUGUUGUUUUUAAAAAAUA
Messenger RNA from Amblyraja radiata (thorny skate), 6118 nucleotides. RefSeq names its product centrosomal protein 152 (gene cep152). Gene Ontology annotation, biological process: centriole replication. Lineage: Eukaryota; Metazoa; Chordata; Chondrichthyes; Rajiformes; Rajidae. Bases 194 to 5842 code for a protein of 1882 amino acids. The record is from RefSeq and is a predicted model, not a curated record. Gene Ontology annotation, cellular component: centrosome. The transcript has 28 exons.